Molecule: messenger RNA, 575 nt
Organism: Dipodomys spectabilis (banner-tailed kangaroo rat)
Lineage: Eukaryota; Metazoa; Chordata; Mammalia; Rodentia; Heteromyidae
Product: adenylate kinase isoenzyme 1
Exons: 4
Coding region: 51-575 (174 amino acids)
Biological process (GO): nucleoside triphosphate biosynthetic process
Cellular component (GO): cytoplasm; cytosol
Molecular function (GO): AMP kinase activity; ATP binding
Source: RefSeq, a predicted model, not a curated record
UCAGGGCCUGGUGGAGAUGGCUUGGGACCACGCCCAGGGCUGCUGGCCUGAUGGGUCUGUGCACUUCCAAGCUGCCCCACAUGGGCAGACCCUUGAAGCCCCAGGAGAAGGACAUCCUCAAGUCCCCCCUGAUUAUCUUCGUGGUGGGUGGCCCAGGCUGUGGGAAAGGAACCCAGUGCAAGAAUAUGGCCAUCAAAUAUGGCUUCAGCCAUGUGGGACUGGGCCAGCUUCUGAGGCAGGAAGCCCAAAAAAGCACCCAACAGGGCCGGCAGAUCCGUGACAUCAUGAUGAAGGGGCUUCUGGUGCCCACGGUGGGCCGGGCCCCAGAUAUGGUCAUCAUGUUUGACUGCUCUAUGGAGACCAUGGUGCAGCGGACAUUGCUCCAGAGCCAGGUGGAGCAGCGGGUAGACAACUCGGAGCUGGCCAUCCGCAAGCGCCUGGAGACGCACUAUACCCUGUGCCAGCCUGUCCUCACCUUCUACCAGCAGAAAAACCUGCUGCGAAAUAUCUUGGCAGAAGAGGCUCCAGAGAACAUUUUUGCCAAGUGCUGUUUGGUCAUUGACAGUCUGCAGUGA